CUCUCUCUCUCUCUCUCUCUCACCCUCUCUCUCUCUUUUAUUCAUUUUAUAAGAGAAUCUGACCAACACAGCAAGCUUUGGUACUUUUGAAUAAGAAACCAGUAUUUUCUGCAGAUUCUUGCUCUUUGUAUUCCUACAUUCAUACAUUCUCAUGACACCAGACACCACUACAUCGAAAGCUUUGAUUCCUUCCUUUUCCCUCGUUCUCAUUCUUGAGAGUGUCGUUGAAGUCUCUGUCAUUCCUCGGAUCCCGAUAAAUUUGAAAAACCAUCAGAGAGCUUAAACCGCAGCAUUUGCCAUUUCGAUCCAAUCAAAGUUUCCACAUUACAAAAACAGCCCUUCCAUUUACGAUCUGAGCUAAAGCAAAGCAUUCUCUUUUACCAAAAUCUUUGCAUCCCACUUUUUCUCUGAGAGAGAGAGAGAGAGAGAGAGAGAGAGAGAGAGAGAGAGAGAGAGAGAGAGAGAGAGAGAGAGAGAGAGAGCAUGUUGUCUGAUCAAAGGAGAAUUGAAAAGUUGCAAACUUUAGAAUCCGAGGCAUCUGGGUGUGUGUGGAUUACAGAGUUUUGUAGUUCCUGAGAAGCGAGCUUUUGUCUCAGUCCCGUUUGAACUGAACAGUGACCGAUAAAGUUUGUUGAAGGGAAAGGGUGCAUUUUUUUAAUGCAGGGUCAUUGUUAUGAGGGUCAUGACACUGUGAGAUUGAGUUUGGUCUCUAUAAAGAGAGGAGCGUCAAAGAAAACAUAGAAUAAGGACUGAGUGGACAAAGGAAUAGCGAUGCAGGAUAUGAAGAAGAGGACUGACACUGAAGAUUCGAAGAAGAAAGAGAGGCAUAUUGUGACUUGGUCUCAAGAGGUGGGAAAUUUCGUGGGCUGCAGGAGGAUGAUAUACUCCGCGAGCAAAUCGGUAUUCAUGGAACUGAGAACUGGUCGAUUAUAGCAUCAAAGUUCAAGGAUAAAACGACAAGACAAUGCAGAAGAAGAUGGUACACAUAUUUGAAUUCUGACUUCAAGAAAGGGGGUUGGUCACCCGAGGAAGAUAUUCUAUUGUGCGAGGCUCAGAAGAUUUUCGGCAACAGAUGGACAGAGAUAGCAAAGGUGGUUUCAGGACUGACAAUGCCGUAAAAAAUCGCUUCACAACCUUGUGUAAGAAAAGAGCGAAGUACGAAGCCUUAGCGAAAGAGAAUAGCACUACAUUCAUCACCCCGAACAGCAAACGGAUCAUCUUGCACAAUCCAUCAUGUGAUGACGGAACAGCAGAAUCUGCAGCACCGGCUAAGAGGAUGAGGAGGGCUCAUAUUCAGAAUAUAGCGGAAGAUUGCAACUUGAAAGACAGAUUGCAUAUACAGAGUGGAAUCACAUAUAGUCAGCAACAAAGAGCUCCCUUUUCCAUAUUGGCGCAAAACUAUCGCACUAACAACUCACCCCCCCAGCAAUACGAAAGCAACCAAAAAGAAGCCACCGAUGAUGCUCAUGGAACAAAAGUCCAAGGAACAUUUCUUAGAAAGGAUGAUCCAAAAGUUACUGCUCUGAUUCAACAAGCUGAACUGCUCAGUUCCCUUGCGCUGAAAGUCAAUGCAGAUAACAUGGAACAGAGUCUUGAAAAUGCUUGGAAGGUUCUCCAGGAAUUUUUGAGCCACAAGAAGGAUGCUGAAAUUCUCCACGAUUGCAUCACCGACACUGAUCUCCAAUUCGAAGAUUUCAAAGUCAUGGUGGAGGACCUCAGGAGCAGCAAUGAGGGAAGCCAAACAUCUUGGAGGCAACCCGAUCUGUGUGAGGAGUCUCCAGCCAGCUCAGAGUAUAGCACAGCUUCUACUAUUUCGACUCAUACUGUUUAUGAUAAAGCGGAAGAACCUCAAGCUGAAGAAGUUGCACUGCAUAAAGCUAUUGAAACUGAACUACGAAAUAGCCACUCUGAUGAACAAGGUGGAGUCGAUAACUGCUGUAAAGGGAUUCUUUCCAGCUCAGUUACUCAUGGAGGUACUUUCCAAUCUUGCGACGAGCACAUAACCACCGCUGGAGUUGUUUCUGUCUCAUCAAAUACAGAAUGUAGCUCUCCUGUUCAUGUAACCCCACUGUUCAGAUCCUUAGCAGCAGGAAUUCCCACGCCAAAAUUUUCAGAAAGUGAGAGACACUUCCUUCUGAGAACGUUUGGCAUGGAUUCGCUUCCUACAUCUUCUCCAACUAAUUCGGCUUAUCAGCCGCCCUGCAAAAGAGCUCUCCUCCAGAGUCUGUGACCGACCAUGUUAAUCCAACUUCAGUAACCAGAGUACCAAACACACCCCAGACACCUUUUUGUUUUGCUUGGCUGAUCCCGCCUAUAGUAAGUUUUCUAGUCCUGUUCAAGAUCCAAUUUUUUUCCCAAUGCAGCCACUCAGGCCUAAAGUUUUACAAAAAAAGGCAUCUUGAGUCUGCAUUUGAAAGCCCCCCCUGAUUGGGAUCCAGAAUGUUAUGGCACAUUCUGCAAUCCUGACAGUUUGAGAGCUUGUCGGAAGUCACUACCCGUGACCAAGUGUGCUUUUAGAAGUGUGUCAUUCCCUUUGUGAUUUCUCGUUUUUCUCCGCCAGAUGUUGUUUCAAGGUGAAACAACUCCUAUUCAGUUUUUUCUGUUGAUUUUUGGUUUGUACAGAACCUGCUACAUAAAUCCUUAUAGCCAGAGUGUAAUUAUCAAUCGGCAAAUCGCCCACAGCCUACCUACAAUAGAUGAUCAUAACCGAAAAAUAGAGAACCAAGAAAAAGAAAAAAGAAAAAAAAAAAGAAAGGAGGAGCCACCAGUCCAUAGGGACUGCCGUUUGAUUUUAUUUUUUGGCCCCAACAUUUGUGGUGUGCAUAUCAUAUAGGACAAUCUUUUUGGUCUUUGUAUUUGGUUUCUGAUGUAAUGAUACUUACCGAGAUUGGAGUGGAAUUACGAUACGGUCUUUGGUGUGCUAA
Messenger RNA from Syzygium oleosum, 2924 nucleotides. Its product is annotated as transcription factor MYB88-like. The record is from RefSeq and is a predicted model, not a curated record. NCBI's taxonomy places the organism in Eukaryota, Viridiplantae, Streptophyta, Magnoliopsida, Myrtales, Myrtaceae. Gene Ontology annotation, cellular component: nucleus. Gene Ontology annotation, biological process: regulation of DNA-templated transcription. Bases 1073 to 2230 code for a protein of 385 amino acids. Gene Ontology annotation, molecular function: RNA polymerase II cis-regulatory region sequence-specific DNA binding; DNA-binding transcription factor activity, RNA polymerase II-specific. The transcript is spliced from 12 exons.